This is a messenger RNA of Symbiodinium sp. CCMP2456, 3399 nucleotides long. The record is from the annotation of a GenBank genome assembly. NCBI's taxonomy places the organism in Eukaryota, Dinophyceae, Suessiales, Symbiodiniaceae.
AUGAGCCAGUCCUUGGCAGCCCUCGCAGCUCUCGAGUCGCUGCCACAGCCUCAUCUUCAAGUGCUUUGUGGAACCACCAGUCAUGGCGUCAACGCGGAUGGCCAUGACUGCGUGCUACAGGCGGAUCUGGGCGUUCAGACAAGCCUCUCUGCCGAGCCCCCACGGUGGACGUUCCUGCUCACACCGGCACUCGAAGCCUUGCUGCGACAAGAGCCCCAGUGGCGCCUGUAUCUCCGUGCGAAGUCCCUGGCAGGUGCUGACUCGGGUAUCUCGCUACAUGUGGUUCGAAAUGAAGAUCUGGCAGGUCUUAGGAUGAGCUCAGCCUCCAUUGCCGUGGCUGCCAUCUUGCAGGCAUCUCCCAUCCAGCAACCAUGGUACAUCGGAGCACGCUCCCAGCUGCCUUGCGCUGAGAUGGUGGCAGAAAGCGCCGGGAUCCGCGGUCGAGGGCUGCUGGAGGUGGCCAGCGCAGACAAGGCUGCGGCCGCCCCCCCGUUUGGCCUUUUCUGUGAUGGCUGGUGGGAGGCCGUACUGCAGGAUCCGCGACCCAAAUCUGACGAGGCACUUUUCCUGGAGGAUGUGAUCAUAGCCGUGCGCGUGCCGACGAACGAGGCCGGGGCCAGGCUUUCCCUUCGUGCUUUCUGCUGCCUGACCCGGAGCGCCGACGCGGAGCCUCACCCAUUGUCUCCUCCUGCCCUCCUCGACUGCGCCCUUGCGCCCGGGCUCCAUUUGCUGCGUUCUCCUGUUGGGCGUCGGAGCCGAUACCUUCGCAUCUCCAUGUCGGGCUCGGUCGUUCUCCUUGGCGUGGAGGCCUUCUGUGCAGAGCUGCUGCCGCCAAGUGGAACCCUACGUCAGUGCCUGGCGCGCGUGGUCCGUGCCUACGCUCCUCAACCUGCUGUGGCUGUCAGAGCCGGAGAAGGCUUUCAGAAGUUCUCGUACUCUGCACUCUGGAGCGACGUUGAAUGCUUCUCCUCGGCAAUGCGCUCUCGCUACGAUCUCGACACCAAGGUCGCACAGGACGAGGAUGUCGUGAUAGCGUGGAUUGGCAGCACGUGCCUGGAAGCCUUCUUCUGCUUUCUCGCCUGCAUGGCAAACCAGUGGUGCUUCAUGGCACUGGGCAGUUCGCAACUCGCGGCCCUCAGCGUGGCUCUUCCCACGUUGACUGUUGGGGAGCAGCCGUCGGAGCUCAAGGUGCCCCAUCUGCCAAGUGCAGAAGUCGGAGAAUUGGUGCGGCAAGGCCGCCGCCUUCCAGAAGGGCCCCAGGCAUCGCUGCGUAGGUCGGCGAGCAUGAUCUUCACUUCCGGUUCUACGGGGACUCCGAAAGCCAUCCGCCGUGACCAUGAGGAGCUCUACUCCUUUCUGUGGCUCUAUGCGAAAGCAGCAACCCCUGACAGCCCAUGCCACCUUGCCUACCAGCCCUAUUCGCACAUGAAUGAGCAGCUUGGCACCGCAGCAGCCUUCUUGCAAGGCUCUUGCUUGGCGUUUUCCAGCGCACAGACUGCCUACGCCGAUGCGCGAAUCGUCGAGCCCACCGGCAUUCAAGGAGUUCCACGAUUCUUCGAACCGCUGCUGAGCGUCUACGAGAGCAAGGAGGCUACCCUCGAGGAGCUGCGCUUGAGCUUUGGGGGCCGCCUGCACAGCCUUACGACGGGGAGUGCGCCAGUGACAAAGAGGCUUUUCGACUUCCUGCGGCUGUGCUUUGAGUCGUGCAGCUGCAGCGUGACGAACAGCUACGGAGCUACAGAAGUCGGCCCUAUUGCUCACAACGGCCGCGUGAAUCCCAACGUGGAGGUGAAGAUAGUUCCUUUGACUGCUCUCGGCCACGACCCAGGAGGCUUCACGGGUGAGGUCCGGGUACGCUGCAAGAACACGCGUGUGCAAGCUCAAGCAUAUGUUGGAGCUACUCUUGCAUUGGACGAGGACGGUUUCUAUUGCACCGGUGACAUCGGCUGCUACAAGGACGACUUCUUGGAGCUUCUAGGUCGUGUCGGGAACGUCGCCAAAAUGGCGAAUGGAUUGUUCCUCUCUGCCGAGGGUCUUGAAGAGAAGUAUGCCAGUCUCGUCCAGGACCUCGACCAAGUCUUCAUCAUUGCCAAUCCCGAAGAGAAUACGGUCGCGGCAGCCUGCGUCGUGCAGCCCCGGAGCUCUUUGGAUGACAAGCAACUCUUGUCCAAGAUGCAGCAAGUUGCGAUGGAGCAGGGGCUGGGCAAGCACGAGGUGGUGUCCCGGGUCAUUCUCGAAAGCCAGCCGUGGACAUUCCAGAACGGUGGGCUGCUCGAGAACCAGAAGAUCAAUCGCCCUGCUCUGCUAGCCCGCUACAAGGAGAAGCUGCUGUCUGCUACCUUGGAGCGCCCCAAGGACUCUAUGGAGAUGGUUCGGCUGAUGGCCGAGGCAAGACGGCGAGGAGUUGCUCUGCAGCCCGCUGCGCUUGUUCAAGAGCUGGUGAAGGCCGACCUGGCCGCCGCCCCUGCCGUGAGUGUGCCGCCAGCCGCCAUCUCGGCAAAACGUUUCCUCGUGACGGGUGCCACUGGACUCCUGGGCCGCGAGCUGGUGGCCAGCUUGCUGGCGGAUGGGAAGCAGGUGGUUGCUCUCGUGCGAAAACAUGACGGCGAGCUGCCGGUGGCCGUGGAGCAAGUGCUGGGGGACGUGUCGCAUGCAUCGCUUGGCACCGAACUUGAAGAGAGAAAGUUCGAUGCCAUUUUCCACGCGGCGGCUGUGGUAAACUGGGCCUUGAGCUAUGCACAGCUUCGACCGACGAACGUUGUCGGCACCUGGCAGAUGGUCCAAGUGGCGAUGCAGCGAGGCGUGCCUUUGUUCUACAUCUCCACGAUUUCUGUGGCGGCUGGUGAAGCCGGAACGAAGGAUCGCGAGGAUUUGCAGAAUGGAUACGUGUUGACCAAACUGGCUGCUGAAGCUUUCGUGCGGGCUGCUUUCUCGCGCGGUCUUCAUGGUGCAAUCUUUCGACCUGGCAUGCUGUGCGGCAGCACCACAACAGGAGCCGGUCGUGCUGACUUCUUCCCUGAUCGAUUUCUGCAAAGCUGUCUUCGUUUGGGAUGCUGUCCGGAGUCUGACGCCGUUUGCGAUUGGACUCCUGUGGACUAUGCAGCGAAGGUGAUCGUCAGAGCCGCUGCGCGGAGCUCUGUGCUGGGCCGAUCGUUCCACGUGUACAACCCACGCAGUCCAAGCUACGCUGCUCUUGCGACGCUCCUUCGCGUGCCACCGGUACCGCUGCAGAUCUUCUGGCAGAAGGUGCGAGACGAUCCGGAGAAUCCAAUGGCGCCGCUGGAGCCCUUGCUUGCAGGGAGCCUUCCUGUGGUGGACGAUUGGGGAGAUGCGAACCUCCAGCAGGUGCUAGGCGCGGACUACAAUCCACCCCAGCUCACCGAGGACACUCUUCGCUAA